UGUUGUGUCGCCUUCUCAGAAUUUGGAGGAAUAAGAAAGGCUGACGGCGACCCUUUCGCUUCGCGUCGGCCAUGGCUCAGGGAACCGUCGCUGGAAUCCCACACGUCCUGGUCUUGGGGUUCCGCCGCGCCCUCCUGUGUCCUCAAAACUUGGAAGAGCAUGAACUGCUGUUAUAACCAGCCAUGGAACAUCAUCUGCAGUCUUUUCAGGACUACAUUUUUAUACUAAUCUGGACACCUCAACUCCUGACACUUACCAAGCACCUCCCGCAGUUAUCAACGAAAGAUGAGGAGGAUGCUUGCCCCAUUUGCCUUGAAGAUUAUGAUGCAGAGAAUCCACACGUUCUGACAAAGUGUGAACACCAUUUCCAUUGUGUUGCAUUCUUGAAUGGAUGGAGAGAUGAGACACCUGUGCCAUCUGUGACCAGAUAAUGAUGAUCAACACCAUGUAUAACAUGGUGUCUCCUGAAAAGAGUUUUUAGUGGGCAACCCUUUCGAAUGGAUACUCAUCCAGAUGAAAGCUUCUUACUCUUUUGUGCAGGACUGUGCCACAAAAACAAAUGUGGCUAGAAGCAAUUUGAUGUUUUGGUUGAGAGUUUAGAUGUCUGGGUCAAAUUCUUCUGAAUUCCUGUUGUGGAACAGUAGGAAACAAAAAGGGGAGUAUCUGGGUUAGGAUCCUCUCGCAUGCUUGACUCAAUACAUCUGAAGAUCUUGCAGUCACGACAAUGAGCAUAAGGAACUAGUGGUUCAGCACGGACGCACACACACGACUGGAGUCGAGCGUUUGUAUGCUUGCCAAGCCGAUACUCUUAUUAUAACUGACCUGGGUGAAUGCUUUCCUUUGUGUUCGGAAGAGCCUAAAAUGCAUAGGUUUUCUAUUUCCUUGAUAUUGGGAUGUUGAUGUAACACUCUACCACCCAGUUUUUGUUCUCCAGGCAAGUUAGAGAUCGUCCGUUUGGAGUAUGAAGCUUGAAAGUCCUGUGAAUUGAGUGUCGUCAAAGUUCAAAUUCCACAACAGUCGAGAAUCCUACAAUCCAGAUUGCUAGUGAUGUCAGGCAAAAUUUGGUCCAGCUUUUCGACUUUCCGCUUGGACUUUAGUCUCUCCUCCCAAUCGAACGGGUCUUGGGUGGCUGCGAUCGCAUGCGCUUGAAGUAGCGAAUAAAGGACCGUGCGAGAAGCCAAGGAGAAGACUGUCACACUUUAUAACGCUGCAACCCCUAGUCGUCUUUCGCAUUCUAGCUUGAGGGAAUCAAGAAAAGGGACAAUCCAUGGCAGAGAUUCACCAUGGCAGAGAGAAACUGGGAGUACACAGUUCACCAUGGAGGAGAUCUUGAAAGCAACGAAGAACUUCUCCCCAUCGUUAAAGAUUGGGCAAGGUGGGUUUGGUACAGUCUAUAAAGCGACACUUGACGAUGGCACACCCAUUGCAGUUAAACGCGCCAAGAAGAGCACGUAUGAGAAUCAUCUGAGUGUCGAGUUCCAGAGUGAGAUCAACAUAUUGGGACAAAUUGAGCACUUGAAUUUGGUUAGAUUCUUUGGUUAUUUGGAGGAUAAUGAUGAGAGGGUCGUUGUUACUGAAUAUGUGCCUAAUGGAACUCUAAGAGAGCAUCUUGAUGGAUUUCGUGGAAACUUUCUUGAGCUUUCAGCACGACUUGAUAUUGCAGUUGAUGUAGCUCAUGCUGUCACAUACCUUCAUAUGUACGCAGACCAUCCAAUUAUCCACAGAGACAUCAAAUCAUCUAAUAUUCUUCUUACUGAAAACUUGCGGGCUAAGGUUGCUGAUUUUGGCUUUGCCCGGUUCGGUAUAAACGAGGCUGGAGUUACCCAUAUUUCCACCCAAGUAAAAGGGACUGCUGGUUAUUUGGACCCAGAGUAUCUUAGAACUUAUCAACUCACAGACAAAAGUGAUGUGUACUCAUUUGGUGUGUUGCUAGUAGAAUUAAUAUCUUCACGGCGCCCUAUAGAGCGUAAACGAGAACUCAAGGAAAGGAUAACAAUAAAAUGGGCGUUGAAGAACUUCCAACAAGGGAAAACAAUUCAAGUUUUGGACCAUAAUAUUCCACAUACUCCGGCAAAUAAUCUGGCUUUGGAGAAGAUUCUUGAGCUGGCUUUCCAGUGUUUAGCUCCUUCAAGGCAAAAUAGACCCAGCAUGCGGAGCUGUGCUGAAAUAUUAUGGAACAUUCGGAAGGACUACAGAGAGUUGUUGUCUUCAGAUCUCCUCUCUCAGACUUCGCAUCAAAGAAACCUUUCCAUUAGCGGAGAUGAAACUUAAAGUGAUAUUAAGAUUCGUAUGCAGUAAAAAGUAGCUCGACUUGCAAACUCAGCGCUCUCUAGAAUCACUGGUUGUACAUACAAGACUUAUAGAGAACAUGUCGAAAAGAUAAUUUCAUUAAUAUUUUGAGAAGGAAUGAGUACUGUUGGUGAA
This is a messenger RNA of Musa acuminata AAA Group (dessert banana), 2424 nucleotides long. Its product is annotated as calmodulin-binding receptor-like cytoplasmic kinase 2. Gene Ontology annotation, molecular function: ATP binding; protein kinase activity. The coding region runs from base 1318 to 2271 and encodes 317 amino acids. NCBI's taxonomy places the organism in Eukaryota, Viridiplantae, Streptophyta, Magnoliopsida, Zingiberales, Musaceae. The transcript has 13 exons. The record is from RefSeq and is a predicted model, not a curated record. Gene Ontology annotation, biological process: protein phosphorylation.